Triticum aestivum (bread wheat) is the source of this 430-nucleotide messenger RNA. Its product is annotated as polycomb group protein EMF2B. Gene Ontology annotation, cellular component: nucleus. The annotation marks the transcript as partial. The transcript is spliced from 5 exons. The record is from RefSeq and is a predicted model, not a curated record. NCBI's taxonomy places the organism in Eukaryota, Viridiplantae, Streptophyta, Magnoliopsida, Poales, Poaceae. Gene Ontology annotation, molecular function: chromatin DNA binding.
AUGCUGGUCUUCUUGUUUUAUUUUGUUUCUUAUAUUGGUCUUUUCUUACCAGUCACUGAAGAUUUUGCUUGCCCCUUCUGCUUGGUAAAAUGUCGAAGCUACAAGGGUUUGGGGUGUCACUUGAACUCAUCACAUGACCUAUUCCACUUUGAGUUUUGGAUAUCUGAAGAAUGCCAGGCUGUUAAUGUUAGUCUGAAGACUGAUGUCUGGAGAACCGAGCUUGUGGCUGAGGGAGUUGAUCCAAGACAUCAAACAUUUUCCUACUCCUCAAGGUUUAAGAAGCGUAGAAGGUUGGGAAUGUUGGGAACCACAGCUGAGAAAAUAAGCCAUGUACAUCCACAUAUCAUGGAUUCAGAUUCACCUGAAGACGCCCAGGCAGUGUCUGAAGAUGACUUUGUGCAGAGGGAGGAAGAUGGUACAUUCUUAUCUU